This is a messenger RNA of Trichosporon asahii var. asahii CBS 2479, 1515 nucleotides long. RefSeq lists its product as uncharacterized. The transcript is spliced from 3 exons. Gene Ontology annotation, biological process: transcription initiation at RNA polymerase III promoter. The coding region runs from base 1 to 1515 and encodes 504 amino acids. The record is from RefSeq and is a predicted model, not a curated record. Gene Ontology annotation, cellular component: transcription factor TFIIIC complex. NCBI's taxonomy places the organism in Eukaryota, Fungi, Basidiomycota, Tremellomycetes, Trichosporonales, Trichosporonaceae.
AUGUCGUCACCAGCCUCUGACGGCUCGUAUCGUCCCGAUCCCGAAGAGCCGGAAGCCGGGCCGUCGGAUGUCGCUCGAUGGCGUCCACUGCCCCGUGCGACGUAUCGAUCCAUCGAGUGCCCGGGACCAGUAUCAAACCCGCAGGCUAUCCUCAAGGUCAUCAAGCAGGAGGACGUCGAUGAGUGCUUCAACGCACCAAUCCAUCAACCCCAGCAACUGGAAAUGAAGUAUAGGCCGGAAGAGCGCUCCUCUGUUCCUGUCCGCGGUACUCGCGUUCAGAGCCAGAAGGUUCUCGUCAAGGUCACGAAGCGACGAAGGAAGGGACAGGAUAGGGGCGUGUUCACCAGCGAGAUCGUCGGGAGCGUGCCUCAGACUGUGAGGUUCAGAUCAAUGGCCGAUUACCAGUACACGCCUCCAGACUCAGGCCACAUCCAGCAGCUGACCCAGUCAUUGCUUGAUCUCGACUAUGAUGCUAUCCUUGAUUACCAAUUCCCCGACAUCGACGAGGAGUACUUCGUUCCCUCAGAAGGAGGGGACGUUCCGUUUGUUUCGAAGACAGAACUGCAGCCAACACCGGUGUCUAGUAUGCGCCAGUUGCCACAUGUCUUCAACUAUAAGAUGCCAACAGCGACAGUGGAGGAGAAGGUGUGGGAUGAUGACCUAGGUGACUACAAGGUGCGCUUUGUGAACAAGACGCGCGCAAGCGGCUUCUCGGUCCCUGUCAUUGGCCACGCGCACCCCGUCCCGACCGAGCCAGAGGAGGCUGUGAAGGCUCGCCACCCGCACAUCAACCAGCGCAUCCUGAAGAAGCUUCAGCAGCUCAUGGACGAGCGGCCAGUUUGGUUGCGAUACGCGCUGCUGGCCCAAUUCAACGAUUCGGACCGGUACGAGAUCGAGUCGAACAAGGCGUACAUCCCCUCGGUCGCAUUCACGUACGGCGCGGGACCGUUCUGGAAAACGAUGGUGCGGUACGGGUACGACCCAUGCCGCGAGCGCGACGCGCACCAGUACCAGCGUGUAUUCGUGUACCUCGACGUGAAGAGGGGCAAGAACUCGGUGCUGAACGAUCUGGACGACGAUGACGACGAGCGCCGCAUGAACGGCCAGUUUUGGUGGGAGCGUGAGGCGGAGAAGCGCGUCCUGCAGGGGCUUCGCGAGCCGCUCGAUAUCACCAAGAGCUACAUCUUCGACGGCCAGAUCCUGCACCAGAACAAGCCGGACUACCUCAUGUGCGACAUCCACGACCCCUUCAUCAAGCGCUUCAUCUACGAUCCCACGAGUCUCGCGGACGACUGCAACCCCGUCACUGGCUGGUACCGGCCCAUCUCGUUUGAGGUUAUCAAGGCGCUGCUCCGUAUCAGAUAUCAGUACCUUCGUGACAAGCAUCGGAAGAUCGACGACCGCGGUCUCUGUGCCGAGAUUGAGGAGGCGUACGAAAAGGGCAUGAACGGGGAAGAGGAUGAGGACGCGGCCAUGGCGACGAUUCAUAAGCUUGCGAUGAAACGCAAGGUGUAG